Molecule: messenger RNA, 5048 nt
Organism: Synchiropus splendidus (mandarinfish)
Lineage: Eukaryota; Metazoa; Chordata; Actinopteri; Syngnathiformes; Callionymidae
Gene: nfatc1
Product: nuclear factor of activated T cells 1
Exons: 10
Coding region: 199-2823 (874 amino acids)
Biological process (GO): cytokine production; calcineurin-NFAT signaling cascade; regulation of transcription by RNA polymerase II
Cellular component (GO): transcription regulator complex
Molecular function (GO): DNA-binding transcription factor activity, RNA polymerase II-specific; RNA polymerase II cis-regulatory region sequence-specific DNA binding; transcription factor binding
Source: RefSeq, a predicted model, not a curated record
GGAAGCCCCCCCCGCUCCACCUCCCCGAGUCUGUCCGGGAGACGGCACCUCUGCCAUGCGCGGAGUCUGAAAACCACCUUCGGUUCGAGCGUUUUAACUCGACUUCUGAGCGGUGACACAUCGCCUUCGAGUGGAAUAUCGAGUCCAAUUUAUGGAUCAAGGAAGCGCCUCCAUCUGAAGUGUGAUCCGAACAACGCCAUGAAGUCUGCAGAGGAAGAUGCAUAUGGCUACACGCCAAACGUCAGUCUCUCUCUCCCGCUGGGGAACCCUUGUCUUCCCUCCCAGUAUCACAGCCUGCAGUCCAGCCCUGCUAUAUCUGUGUCAGUCAGCGAGCCUCACAGCUAUGACGCAGAGGACGACAUGAGAGCCGCCGGAUACUUUUCAUCUCCAGGCAUUCGUCCAAACGGAGCACCGACCCUGGAGAGCCCUCGCAUUGAGAUCACAGCCUAUGGUCAGUUUCCUGAGGAUGCGGCGGAGGAAGGGGGCCAUCCUGUUGCUAAGCGAAUGAACUCCAUAGUGACACUGACGCUCCCAAGUGCAGAUGGUUACCGUGACCCCAGCUGCCUGAGUCCAGCUAGCAGUAUCUCUUCUCGCAGCUGCCACUCUGACGCUUCCUAUGAGUCCACCUUUUCGUACAACUACGAUAAUUCCCCUCAGAACUCCCCUUGGCAGUCUCCAUCCGUCUCCCCUAAGGGAUCCACCCUUGCCCUGCCAGGGGAAGGCUGCGGUUCUGGGGGGUCGCCUCGACACUCCCCUUCAAACUCCCCACGCACCAGUGUGACGGAUGACACGUGGAUGGGUCACCGGAACUCCAGGCCAAACUCACCCUGCGGUGCAAAGAGAAAGUACAGCCUGAAUGGAGGCCGGGUGUCCCAGAAGCACUACCAGCCAUCUCCGAACCACUCUCCCGGUCCGUCCCCUCAAACCUCCCCCCGCUUGAGUGUCACGGAAGAGACCUGGCUGCCAAACACUAACCAGUACACCAAUUCUGCGAUCCUGGCGGCCAUCAAUGCUUUGACCACUGAUGGAAUGGUGGACCUCGGAGAGGGAAUACCAAUUAAGGCCCGGAAAACCAGCCUGGACCACAGCCCUUCUGUCAGCCUGAAAAUGGAACCUGGGGGAGAAGAACUAACUCAAGGGGAUCUGGUCCACGAUGAGCACCCCUCCAACAGACUGUCCUUAAAGAAGGAAGGAUUCUGUGGUGGCUACCUGGAUGUGCCUCACCACCCGUACUCCUGGUCCAAGCCAAAGCAAUACGUCAGCCCAGCACUGCCAGCACUGGACUGGCAGCUGCCCUCCAGCUCGGGCCCCUACAGCCUUCAGAUCGAGGUCCAGCCAAAGUCCCACCACCGCGCUCACUACGAGACGGAGGGCAGCAGAGGAGCCGUGAAGGCGCUGGCUGCGGGACACCCAGUGGUGCAGCUGCACGGCUACAUGGAGAACGAGCCGCUGACCCUCCAGCUCUUCAUCGGCACGGCGGACGACCGGCUGCUGAGGCCUCACGCCUUCUACCAGGUCCACCGCAUCACCGGGAAGACCGUGUCCACGCCGAGUCACGAGGCCCUGCACAACAACACCAAGAUCCUGGAGAUCGCCCUGCUGCCCGAGAACAACAUGAGGGCCAUAAUCGACUGUGCCGGCAUCCUGAAGCUGCGUAACUCCGACAUUGAGCUGCGAAAGGGAGAGACGGACAUUGGACGCAAGAACACGCGAGUGCGGAUGGUCUUCAGGGUCCACAUCAACCAGCCCACCGGGAGAACCGUGUCCCUGCAGGUGGCGUCCAACCCCAUCGAAUGCUCUCAGCGAUCGGCUCAGGAGCUGCCGCUGGUGGACAAGCAGAGCCUGGAGACGUGUCCCGCCCCCGGAGGGGAGAUGAUGCUUCUGGACGGGCACAACUUCCAGCACGACUCCAAGGUGGUGUUCGUGGAAAAGGCUCAAGAUGGUCACCACGUUUGGGAGACGGAGGCCAAGGUCGACCGAGGAGCCUGCAAACCUAAUUCCCUCUUGGUGGAGGUCCCUCCCUACCGGAACCAAAGACUGUCCACUCCAGUCCACGUCAACUUCUACGUCUGCAAUGGCAAGAGGAAACGGAGCCAGUACCAGCGUUUCACCUACGUUCCUUCGACAGUUCCGACGAUAAAAACGGAGCCACGUGACGACUACGACGCCUCAUUGCUCUGCGCCCAGCAGAGUCCUGGCCUGUCUUUGCACCCCAAGCCAUACUUUCCUACUCAGGUCUUGACCCCUGCAAUGACCCCGGACCUACGGCAGUGCGUCGUAGGCGGGGCCUACGCCGCCAGCCAGCCGAGACUGGUGCCGAAGCCGAGCUCCCCGCUGCCUCCGUCUCCCUCCCCGAACGCCAGCCCCAAACUGCACGAUCUUUCGCCGCCCCCCUUUUCCAAGUGCCUUUCAGGGAGCGUGGCCGUCCAACACCUGGGCACCCCGUCUCCAGUCCCGCAUGUCUCCAUCAUCCAGGAAACACCUGGGUGCUACCAGAGCCCCGCCCUCUUCCCGCCCAGCAGUGCCUCGUCCUCGCCGGUGUCGCAGCCCUCCACGCCCGGAGCCGGGCCGGAGGCGUCCUUCUCCCCGAACCACUGCGUCGCCCCGCCGCAGCCAGUCAGCGGCAACAGCAGCCCGGUGGCGGCUGCACAUCCCAAAGUGCCAGACAGGGGGCGCUCCCACCUCCAGGAGGACAGUAGCUCAUCCGCGCUGGCUGUCAGCAUCAAGCAGGAACCGCAGGAGCUGGACCAGAUGUAUCUGGAUGACGUCAACGAGAUCAUCAGGAACGACCUUUCCAGCAUCUCCGUCCAAAGUCACACGUAGUUCCCCACCACGUCCCGGCAGCCGAACACAGAAGGGAAACUCCAGGCGGACUUGACUUCGCGGUGACGGAGCCCGUGACACGACCAGGGUCCAACGUGUGCCUUGUUUUUCUUCUUCUACGCCUUUAUACCGAAACCCAAAGACUUUUGGUGUGUAAAACAGAUGUGUAGCAUCAAGUGUCGAGGACCAAGCUUUGUUUUCUACGUGCAGAUGUUUAAUGACUUUGUGCCUGACUGUUUAUACUUUGACUAUCUAGAGGGCUUGAGUUUGCAUAUCUGUGUUUUGAAGAAAAAAGUGCCUUUCUGUCCGGACGUGUUCAGCCAGCACAGCCAAGCGAAAGCUUUACCGUCGACCAUCUUUGGUUUGGUUUCCCUCCAAAACUGCAUGUGUUGCAUUCAUAUGUGAGGGCGCUGGUGUGUGAGUGACGGUGCGGUUGAGUCCACCUCACCUGUGGUCCAGACACAUUCUCUCCGUAGACAAUCACUAGUGAACUGUGUUGCUCCUGGAACCUUCAGGGGCUCCUCAGUCAGAGACAAAGGGGACGUUGGUUACGUUGAAAAACUGACUAUGAGGAAUGUUCUUUAAAACGCUCCCUCUGUUGCUAAAGCUUCAGUUGUUGCAGUGCGUUAUGGGAAUCACAGUCAUAGUACAGGCAAACCAACAGACAUGAAACUAUAUUGUGAUGUUGGGAACACUGUGGAGACCCAGGAGAGGAAGUCAUAGGGAACGAGUUGGAAAACAGCAAAGAGCCAUACCAUAAAAUGAAUUUAUGGUGGGCUGGAUCUGGCACACGGGCCUCAGUUUUGACAAGAGUCAUAGCACUGCUCAUUUGAAAAACAUGUUGGAAACAGAUUUGAACGGAUUUGAGUGAAACUUACAGGACCUGAUGGUUGUGGAACAUCAAGCAGGUGGUUACAUAUUGGUACCAUCUGGAUCCUGUAAACUCCGCUGUCUCGCCCACUUUCUACUGGAUGGUUCCCACGAGUUCCAGAAUGCUACUGCAACCUGAUGUUCGAAUUGACAAUACAGUGGUACCUCGGUUUUCGAACGUCCCAGACUUUGAGCAAAUCGUAGUUCGAACAAAGAUUUAGAGAUUUUUUUGCUUCGUGUUUCGAACGAAAAUCCAGGACUGGAACGCCCCCCAAAAAACAUAACGCGCGCGGACCGAUCAGCUGACCCACAACGCUCUUUGUUAUUGUGCGUAGCGCAGCCUCUGUAUGCAGACGUGUCCCGUUAGCUACAUUUACUGACUGUUUCUUCUUCAUAUUGAGGUGUAAAACCUUUCCUGUCUCCGCACUGGACCGUGGUAGAGUGUCACAGGGGAGGUGCUGGAGCGCUCACUCCAGGGUUUGAUGUCCUGUUGUGGGCUGGAGCUGGGACAGGGAUGAGGCCAGUCUGGGACAGAGCGUGACUUGGUUUAUGACUUUGUCACAGCCAAACUGCACAGAAGCGCACAUUCAGAGCUGGACACGCACCGGGCACCUCUUCACUUCUGGAGAGACGUCACUCACUCGGCAACCCCUCCCACAUGCAGCGGCCACACACAUAGAGGAACAGCGCACCUGCAGCAGACACUCUACAUUCACUCCUACAAAAGACUAUUUUAAGGCUUGGAACGCAUUAUUGCUUUUUCCAUUCAUUGUCAUGGGAAAAAUCAAUUCAGAUUUCGAACAAUUUUCUUCUCAAACAGCCGUCUGGAACGGAUUGUGGUCGAGAACCGAGGUGCCACUGUAUUUCAAAUGCUUAAAAAAAGGCUUCAAAUUCAGUUGAUCACCAGGGUCAUAAUCAGUUUUGGUGGAUACGAGGUCUGCACCCUCUGAGUGCUUCUUUACCAUUUAAUUUUUUAGCCCCAAAAUCCCUUGCACCUUUGUGAAAUGACAAUCGUUUUUCUAAGACACCGUCGAAAAAUGCACUUAAUUCUUUUGUAAAUCGACGACAAACCAGUGUUGCCCUUUCCCCAGCCUCAUCUCAAGUUCGGUCCUUUGAUCUUUGUUACUCAUAUUUAUUCGUUACGCAUGCGCUCGGUCUAGUAAUGUUUAUGGUUACGCUUCUUUUCACCUGCUCACUGUGGUUCCUGUACUUCCUGGACGCGCUUAAAUAUAUAUUUAUGAGUCUUAACGUCUGGAGAGGACGAUGACGCCAUGUUUACCAAAGAGUUGUUUUUUUUUUGUAUUAGUCUCAAUACUCUGUGUUGAAUUUAUUUUGUCAAUAAAUACUCAUCUCUC